Molecule: messenger RNA, 2208 nt
Organism: Vigna angularis (adzuki bean)
Lineage: Eukaryota; Viridiplantae; Streptophyta; Magnoliopsida; Fabales; Fabaceae
Exons: 3
Coding region: 1-2208 (735 amino acids)
Source: RefSeq, a predicted model, not a curated record
AUGGGGUUGAAUUCAAGGGAUAUUCAACUUCGCUUGUCCAGAGUGCUUCAUGUUUCAGCUGAGAUUGGCUACAGUUUCAUGAGAAAGCAUCCAUUGGUUUCGGGUGCUUUGUUGGUGUUCUUCCUGUUGUAUAUAUUUCUCUCUUACAUUUACAACCUGCUGGUUUUCUUGUCCCCAUUUUUUGUGUGCAUCGCCAUUUUUGUUAGAAUAUUUUGGAGUUCUGAGCAAAACCAACUUGAAGAAGAUGUUAAAAAGGCAAAGGAGAAAAGGGUUGAAAUAAAAUCUCCGCCAAAAGUGAUGAAGAAUGAGAGACGUGGAAUGCUGUAUAAGUGUCCAUCACAUAAUGCAACAAGUAGAAGAAGAAAUUUCACUGGGAAGAGAUUGGAGGUGUAUGGUGGUUUGGAAAUAAGAGCCAAGGAUUUAUCAUCAGUAUUUCGUAAUGAAUUCACUAUCUCUAACAGAGAUUUUAGCAGAAAGUUUAAACUUUAUGAUGAAGACACAGGUUUUGAUUUCUCGGAGGCUCCAGAAAAGCAAACACUAUUGUCUGAACCUUUUAUGCUGGACCCGGUGAUUCAUGGUGAUCAUGGCCAACAGAAAAACACAGAAAAUAAAGUGGAUGUGGAAAAAACUCGAUUAGAAGAUGGCAACAAAAGUGUAGAACCGAAAGAGGAUGAUCAGAAGAAUGCAAUGGAUCUUGGGACGUGUGCGUUUGAGAGACACAAAAGGCUAGAGAGUCUAAUGGCAAGGAGAAAAGCAAGAAAACAAUCCAAGUUGCAGAUAUCAAAUGGUGUGAUUGACAUGAAAUCCAUGUCCUCAAAUCAAAUUGCUCCUUUGUUUAUCACAAGACUCAACCAUUUCGAUUCUCCGAAAGAAUUUGAGGGCAUACAAAUGCCUGGUUCUGCCCCAUCUGCUUUGAGAAGCCCAUUUGAUAUUCCAUAUGAUCCUUUGGAGGAGAAACCCAAUCUCACAGGGGACGGUUUUGAUCAAGAACUGAAGAAUUUGUUAACAGAACCAAGACAACAAGAAGACCUUGAAGCCAAAGAGCACACAAUGUCAACAGAACCACACCCAAUAGACGAAAGGCUUCAAGGUACUGGAGAUAAUGAUCCACUCGAACAAUUAUCAUCCGAAGAAGCCAGUGAAUGUGAGUCCAAAGCUUUUGUUCCUUUAAGUGAAGAAGGAAAGGAAACAGCAUGUGAAGAGAAUGGAAAAUGUGAAACUGAGAAAACUGUUGACAGCAAUGGUAAAGAGGUGGAAAAUGCUGAAACAACAAACUCCAAUUCAGAGCGUGCAAAUGAGUCAGACAUGAUUCCAACAAUAGAUGAUAAUAGAGCUCAACUUUUAGAGAAGGUAGAAGAACCAACAGUUGCUAAGCCUGAAGUGGGUGACAACAAUUUACCAUUAACAAGUGCUAGUGCUACUGAAAUAAAUGACUCUUUGUAUGAAUCUCUUCCACCAUCUGUUGAAAAGAACAAGCCAACAUGUUUCAGUGGUGGCCCAAUCCGUCACACCCAUUCAUGUUCUUUGGCUUCUGACUUACAAGUGGAGGUUUCUGAAAUCGGUUCACCUACACUGACGGUUGAUGAGAACAACGACACCACCACAACCACUGACGGAGAAUCGAUUAUUUAUGAUGGGGACAUUGACAAGGAUGUUACUUCUGGCAGUGAAGACAUGUGGGGAGCCUCACUCCAUUCAAGAGAAGUUCGUAGAGUAAGUGAGCAAGAUAUUUCGGAAUUAAACAGCUGGAGGGACAUUUCUUCACCUCUUUCUUUGCAAAACAUAGAUGAAGAAAAUGCAGCAGAUGUAAGCUCCAUAUCUUCUGACAUACCUGAUGACACUCCAACUUUUUCAAUGACCCAUGACCAUAAUAACAUCUUUGGUGUGAAAGACUUUGUCAUGGAACCUUCUCAUUCUUCAGUUGUGGCAGCACGUUGGAAGCGGUUGAUGCGAUUGAUGGAUAAUCGUGCUAACCAUUCAUCACAAGAAAAACCAAGGGAAGUGUUCAACAUCUCAGAGAAUUCAAGUAAGGCACAAGUGACGAAUGAUGGGAAUAACUCGACAACCUCUGAGCAAGAUAACACGCAUAACUCACAAGGUAAUGAAGCGUUAAAUUCAGACGUUCAACAAGAAAUAACUGAUGAAGUCUCCAUGAACUCUAAUUCAUCAUCUUCAUCUUCAUCUUCAUCUUCAGGGGCAGAACCAUAG